Gadus morhua (Atlantic cod) is the source of this 2741-nucleotide messenger RNA. It is a transcript of the gene cnot7, whose product is annotated as CCR4-NOT transcription complex, subunit 7. Gene Ontology annotation, molecular function: nucleic acid binding; poly(A)-specific ribonuclease activity. Bases 550 to 1383 code for a protein of 277 amino acids. The transcript has 5 exons. NCBI's taxonomy places the organism in Eukaryota, Metazoa, Chordata, Actinopteri, Gadiformes, Gadidae. Gene Ontology annotation, cellular component: CCR4-NOT complex. The record is from RefSeq and is a predicted model, not a curated record.
UGACUAUGAUGGCAGCUCUAGGCUGAUAUCGAUACAACACUGAAUGUAACUAUUUAAAAAAGUUAGUAAACGCCCCUGAUAAAACAAAGUAGGUAACAUUUGAAGGUUUUUAAUAGUAUAAGAAUAAACAUACCCGCCCAGUCUGGGGAACGGUAAGUUCACGUAGCCUUAGUAAGCUUUUUAAUGCCACAUUGAGGCGAGGAAGUGGCACCGACUUUGUGCUCCCGGUGUGCUGCUGCUGAUGCAGCUGCCACUAGCUAUUUGCAUGUUUUGCACAUUCAUACGAUCGUUGCCGAGCUAGACAACCGCUUAAGCAAUGACACACGUCUGAAUGACCGAUCCUACUGAGAGCAUUUGCCAAUUCACAUCCAAAUGUUUCUUGAGCAAGCUAAUUGCUACCUACCACCUAGCUGCACAUUGUCAAUGGUAUGGUGAAGAGCUAACGUCUUGGAAGCCCACUGGGUGUCUGACAGGCUCUGACAAUACCCUGAAACGAUCCUUUGAUAUCAUAGGCCGACGACUGCUUGAACAACUCCUAUUUGAUAUAAUAUGGUCGUCGGAUACAGGUUGCCCCACUGGAAGGAAGACGUUUUAAAAAGCGGCACUAUGCCCGCUGCUACUGUGGAUCACAGCCAAAGAAUAUGUGAGGUUUGGGCCAACAACCUGGAUGAGGAGCUGAAGAGGAUCCGACAUGUUAUUCGAAAGUACAACUACAUUGCAAUGGACACAGAGUUCCCGGGUGUAGUUGCCAGGCCGAUCGGGGAGUUCCGCAGCAACGCUGACUACCAAUACCAGUUGCUGCGCUGCAACGUUGACCUUCUAAAGAUCAUCCAGCUGGGUCUCACCUUUAUGAAUGAGGAAGGGGAAUAUCCACCUGGAACGUCCACGUGGCAGUUCAACUUUAGGUUCAACCUUACAGAGGACAUGUAUGCCCAGGACUCCAUCGAGCUCCUGACCACGUCGGGCAUUCAGUUCAAGAAGCACGAGGACGAGGGCAUCGACACGCUUUACUUCGCCGAGUUGCUGAUGACCUCCGGGGUGGUGCUCUGUGAGGGGGUCAAAUGGCUGUCCUUCCACAGAUGUUCUUUGAGGAUCAUAUCGACGACGCUAAAUACUGUGGUCACCUGUACGGCCUGGGCACUGGCUCUGCUUACGUUCAGAACGGAACAGGCAAUGCUUACGAAGAAGAGGCCAACAAACAGCAGUCAUGACACCACGUCGGAACCUCUCCCUCUCUCUCCCCCCACCCCCCUCCUCUCCCUCGACAACGGAUCGCCCCCCCUCCAAUCAGAGCGGAAUACCAUCGCUACCGGAUCAUUCUGGAAGCUGAAAAGCAGACUUAUUCUAGAACCGCUGUCACCUCCUAUGCUCAGCUCAUUGUAGAGGAACUACAAAAAUGGCAGACAAUGAGGAAAGGAAAAUCGAGAGCCGCGUGCCGGGAGGGAUGGCAGCCGGUUGGUCUAGUUAAAUGUAAUGUUUAACUCUGUGGGUGGGUACGAGUGGAACGACAAACAAGCAGGAUUUUAGUUCUCCUAAAAUGUUCUGUAGACAUUUUGCACUUUAAAAAAUACUAACCAGAUCCUGAUUUUAUAUGGAAAGCUGAAAUAGUUUCUGGUGUCGUCUUUGUUGCCUUUUUGCCCCCAUUUUACACGUGACUUAUUAUCUUAAUCUUGAAGCUAUCUUGUUUUCUUUAUUUUGUCUUCCCACCACAAAGCUCAGCCUUAACAUUGGCUCUAUGCUCAUGUUUAGCUUUAAUUUAUUCCAUCAGGUCCUGAUCCGCUUGCAUUGAUUAACUGACCCAUUGGUAACGACAGUUGUUGAGUGAACGCGUAAAGUAGUUGUCCAUUUAUCAGACGUUAAAAGUCUCAAGUUAUAACCCUCUAGUAUAGCAAAGCGAUAUUGGGUACUUAAUUCAAAGUGUGUUCACAUGUGCGUAUGACUUGGUGAUAUUUGCAAGUAUUGUGAUAGCCCACAAUACAUUUUCUGUGUGGGAUCGCAAUAACCAGGCUCUGAACUCAAAUCCUAAGAGAUCAACAGACAUGGACUGUUCUUUUUUUCUAUUGUGUGUUGAUUGGUUUUCAUUAGCACUUUUUCUGGUUGAUGAUCGUUUGUUUCAACCGACAUGAAUAGACAUGACCAUAGGAGAGACUUGAACACUUUAUCGUUAAACACAGCUAGUGGUAAAAAGAAACCCUUUUCCACAAGGUGACCUUGUGCAUCAACAUUUAGAAGAAUUCGACCCAUUUUCAUUUUUAAUUGAAAUGAAGGUUUUGUAGAAUUUUAGUAUAGUAAUAAGAGAAAGUUACUUUUACUCAUCAGAGGGAGAGAGAUGGAAAAGGAACAUUACCUUUUAAUCUGCCUCUAAAAGCACCUUGGACUUUCAGUGGAACACAUUCAACAUUGUAGCUCUGUUCAUUGAAUGAAACGUUAUUUUGUGCUGUUAGUUUAUGUACUGCUUCACAGUCGACCCAUGCUGCUUGGAACCUGCUGCAUGAACCAAGACGUUUGAAUAAAUGUUGUUGUUGAGACUACUUAGAGCUUCCAUGGACAUUGAUUGAAGUGUGUGUGUAUCACAACCUGUUGACCAUCAGUGUUAGGAUAUGGAAAUGUAUUCAAUUGAUAUAUAUUUUUUUCCUCAUCACAUCUUUUACAAUAUGUAAAAGAUUUUUCUUUUUUAAAUAUGCAAUACUUAAAUAAAUAUGGUUUUGUAAAUAAAGGCAUGGAAUUUUUAUAACACUAAA